CUCACUAGUCCAUUAGAAGUCAUAAUCUACAUCCAAAUUCACCUGUUUAUUUUUCCUUUUGAAAACUACCAAAACUCUAAACCAACAACAUUCAUGUUCAUCAGGUUUUUGAAUUUACAACUCCCCACCAUCUAUAAAAAUCUCCAUACACACACAAUCUACAUCAUUCAUCAUCAAUUUUUCAACAAUGAAAACAAUCAUCUUCUUCUCACUUGCAUUCUUCCUGUGCAUCUUCAAGGCCAAUUCAGCUCCCGGUCCUGUGCUGGAUGCUGGCGGAAAACCCCUUCGCUCAGGGGUUGAAUACUACGCCACCCCGACAAGCAUAGAUGGUUUUGACAGCAGCAUCUUACGAGCACCAGUGGGCAACAAGACUUGUCCAGCUGGCGCUGUAGAAUACUACCAAACCGAAGGGGAGGGCCAGACACUUAUUAUCACUCCAGUUGAUCCUAAAAUGGGCGUGAUCCGUCUUUCCACAGAUGUUAACAUAAAAUUCUCGGGUCCGGUGACCCGUUGCCACGAGUCAAAUGUAUGGAAGUUGCAAUACUAUAAAGCGACUAAACAAUAUGUUGUGAUGAUGGGAGGUGUUGAAGGGAACCCGGGACCCGAAACAUUGAACAACUGGUUCAAGAUUGAGAAAGCUGUAGAUGAUUAUAACAGAGAAGUUUAUAAGUUUGUUUACUGCCCGAGUGUCUGCAGCUCCUGUAAGGUUAUGUGCAAGGAUAUUGGAACAUAUCAUGGAAAUUUGGUACUCAGUGGUGAUCCUUUGUUUUUCAACUUCUAUUGAUCGAUCCGUCUUGUCGUUCUAUCGAUGCUUUAAUAAAUAAAUACAUGUAAAGAACAACGAUGUUGUUUGUUUUAGCAAUGUUUGAAUAAGUAUCUAUGUUUUUGUAAUCAAACAAGAUCUACUCAUUGUUUCUCACCAAACUUUAAAUCUUGCUGGCAGAUAAUAAAGUGGCUUU
This is a messenger RNA of Helianthus annuus (common sunflower), 959 nucleotides long. Its product is annotated as miraculin. The transcript has a single exon. NCBI's taxonomy places the organism in Eukaryota, Viridiplantae, Streptophyta, Magnoliopsida, Asterales, Asteraceae. Gene Ontology annotation, molecular function: endopeptidase inhibitor activity. The record is from RefSeq and is a predicted model, not a curated record. Bases 188 to 784 code for a protein of 198 amino acids.